Messenger RNA from Ochotona princeps (American pika), 2361 nucleotides. RefSeq names its product arylsulfatase family member I (gene ARSI). The record is from RefSeq and is a predicted model, not a curated record. The transcript is spliced from 4 exons. Bases 559 to 2277 code for a protein of 572 amino acids. NCBI's taxonomy places the organism in Eukaryota, Metazoa, Chordata, Mammalia, Lagomorpha, Ochotonidae.
CCAGGCCGUGUGGAGGCAGCGUGACGGAAUAUCAGGCUGGGCAAAGGAGGGCCCCCUGCCAGUUCUUUGGGACUUUCAUGUUCACUUCAGUGAUCAUCCCAAGCAAUUAAGCAUCUUGGUGGAGGAUCAUCUAACAUGUGACUUCAGCGCCUGGCCGGCGUCUGUGGUUAUGAUGAUGACAUUGGCACUGGAUUGAUCAGCAGUUUCCCCCCACCCAGAAUCAACCAAAAGCUUUCUCCUGAACAAAUGAAGCAAGUUUUUCCAGUUUGGCCUACAGUCGAUGGGUCCUGAGCCAAGAGUCCCGGGAAAAAGCCGUUAGGAAACCCUUGAGCCCUGGCUGGUCAUCGGAUGGGUGUGCUGGCCAGGCAGGAAGGCCAGCGGUGAAAGCAGGUGCGACCACAGGCAGCGGGGCCCCGGAGUACUCCCCGGGUUUCCCCUCGGGGGGCCGCUGUGCGCAAUCGCCGCAGCCAGGCCGGCCUGCGGGCCGUGCGCCCUGGGCGCGCGAGGCGCUUGAAGUCCUGAGAGCCGUGCGCUCUGGCACGCUCUGCCGCCUCGGCCAUGCACGCCCUCACCGGUCUCUCUCUAGUCAGCCUGCUCAGCUUCGGCUACCUAUCAUGGGACUGGGCCAGGCCAAGCCUCGUGGCCGAUGGGCCCGCCGAGGCCGUCGCAGAGCCUUCCUCAGCCCCUCCGCCCCAGCCUCCUCACAUCAUCUUCAUCCUCACCGACGACCAGGGCUACCACGAUGUGGGCUACCAUGGCUCGGAUAUCCAGACCCCGACGCUUGACCGCCUGGCAGCCGAGGGUGUCAAACUGGAGAAUUACUAUAUUCAACCCAUCUGCACACCUUCUCGGAGCCAGCUCCUCACCGGCAGGUACCAGAUUCACACAGGACUCCAGCACUCCAUCAUCCGUCCACAGCAGCCCAACUGCCUACCCCUGGACCAGGUAACCCUGCCGCAGAAGCUGCAGGAGGCAGGUUACUCCACCCACAUGGUGGGUAAGUGGCACUUGGGCUUCUAUCGGAAGGAGUGCUUGCCCACCCGCCGUGGCUUUGAUACCUUCCUGGGCUCGCUGACUGGCAAUGUGGACUACUACACUUAUGAUAACUGUGAUGGCCCAGGUGUGUGCGGCUUUGAUCUGCAUGAAGGCGAGAAUGUGGCCUGGGGACUCAGUGGCCAAUACUCCACGAUGCUCUAUGCCCAGCGUGCCAGCCACAUCCUGGCCAACCAUAGUCCCCAGCGUCCUCUCUUCCUCUAUGUGGCCUUCCAGGCAGUGCACACACCCUUGCAGUCACCUCGUGAGUACCUGUACCGCUACCGCACCAUGGGCAAUGUGGCCCGGAGGAAGUAUGCGGCCAUGGUGACUUGCAUGGAUGAGGCCGUCAGUAACAUCACCUGGGCCCUCAAGCGCUACGGCUUCUACAACAACAGUGUCAUUAUCUUCUCCAGUGACAACGGUGGCCAGACCUUCUCAGGGGGCAGCAACUGGCCACUCCGGGGCCGCAAGGGCACAUACUGGGAAGGUGGCGUGCGGGGCCUGGGCUUUGUGCACAGCCCCCUGCUCAAGCGGAAGCGGCGCACAAGCCGAGCCCUGGUGCAUAUCACUGACUGGUACCCAACCCUGGUGGGCCUGGCAGGUGGCAGCACCUCGGUGGCUGAUGGGCUGGAUGGCUACGAUGUGUGGCCGGCCAUCAGUGAGGACCGGGCCUCACCACGCACCGAGAUCCUGCACAACAUCGACCCUCUCUACAACCACGCCCGGCAUGGCUCCCUGGAGGGUGGCUUUGGCAUCUGGAACACAGCCGUGCAGGCUGCCAUCCGCGUGGGCGAGUGGAAGCUGCUGACCGGAGACCCCGGCUAUGGUGACUGGAUCCCACCACAAACGCUGGCCUCCUUCCCCGGCAGCUGGUGGAAUCUGGAGCGGAUGGCCAGCGUCCGCCAGGCCGUGUGGCUCUUCAAUAUCAGUGCUGACCCCUAUGAACGGGAGGACUUGUCUGAGCAGCGGCCGGAUGUGGUCCGCACACUGCUAGCCCGCUUGGCCCACUACAACCGCACAGCAAUUCCUGUACGCUACCCAGCUGAGAAUCCCCGAGCCCAUCCUGACUUUAAUGGGGGUGCUUGGGGACCCUGGGCUGGGGAUGAGGAAGAAGAAGAAGAGGAAGAAGAGGGCAGGGCUCGAAGCUUCUCCCGGGGUCGCCGUAAGAAAAAAUGCAAGAUUUGCAAGCUUCGAUCCUUUUUCCGGAAACUCAACACUAGACUGAUGUCCCAUCGGAUCUGACAGGACCAGUGGGCUCUCCGGUCCCCUGAUUGCUUGGUCCUGCUUUUUCUUGGGGAAGAGGUCUGGGGUCAGUCUCCCGUAGCA